Molecule: messenger RNA, 1502 nt
Organism: Biomphalaria glabrata
Lineage: Eukaryota; Metazoa; Mollusca; Gastropoda; Planorbidae
Exons: 7
Coding region: 537-1502 (321 amino acids)
Source: RefSeq, a predicted model, not a curated record
UUCGAUGGCAGACAUGGGUGCAGACGGCAAAUGGUCAGGAAAUGGGGCAAAGUUUUUGUUCCAGUUCAGUGAUAGUUACUACGGGUCGUAAUGUGCUUUUAUAGUCCUCAACGAAAGUACGCUACACUCCCCCCCCCUCCUUUUUGUUAUAUUGUAUCUGUGUAAAGGACUGUUCUCUCCGAGUGAAAGAAUUCGUCUGUAUAAAAAGGCAAAACCAUUUCUGGGCUGUAUUUCGCUAUUAUUAAUUUAUUCUAAUUCUUUCUUUCAUAUUAUUUCGUCAGGGUAAUAGACGCAUUGUAUGGUAUAAUCACGAGGUUUGUAUGUGCUGACACUGUGGACUAAAUUAAAUUACUAGGUAGUUGAAUUCUCAGAAUGCUUAUAUUUUGGUGACAUUCGUUUCUUAUUUUGAGAGAAGACUAGAAACAGUUCUAAAGAAAAAAAAAUAAAAUUCAAUUUAAGCCCCAAAGGGGUAGAUUAAAGUCUUUCAGGAGCAAUAAAAGAAAUUUGAUGGAUACCUUUAUACAACCAAAAGAAGAAUGAGAAAAAUUGUGAUCCUGUUUGCUUUAGUUGGAACCUUUACCUGGCCAUUUGUAGCUUCACAAGACAACAGAUAUUGCAGACUUGAUGACUUCUGCUCAUAUAAGUGUCAUUGCUCUAGCUGUGGACCAAAAAACGGACUUUGUGCAGUCGAUGCAACCUGCGAUAAAGGAUGGUUUGGUCACAACUGCCAGUAUCUGGAUCUCAAACCAGAUAAAGUUGACAUUGAACCACAACAAAGUAAAACACAGUGGCUCAUGGAUAACGACGACGCUACAUGUAACAAAGGAGCAUCCAUCAGUUCUGUGACAAUGACUUUGAAUGGUAGUUAUCCACUAACGUGGAUACGAAUUGUUUUAAAUGAUACAGCCAUGUUUUCGACUGUAAAACUCUUUUAUAGCGAAAUAGAGGAAUGUCCAAAAACCAUCUGGUCACGACCGAAUGAAAGGACCAUGGACAUAAGAUGUGAGAAAUCUGUCCUGAUCAAAACGUUAAAAAUAAUUGGAAACCUCGACUCUUUGUGUUCUUUGUAUAUAAAUGGAGGUCGCAAUGUGGCCUAUGGACAAAGGGCAUCACAAACUUCAAACUUCAGCAACAACAUUUAUUUAGCGAACUCAGCUGUUGAUGGUGAUUAUCUUACAUUCAGCCAUACUGGAGCAGAAGAGCGUCCAAGAUUUAGUUUAACAUUCAACACUAACUAUCUAGUGACUCGAUUUCUUCUGUACAACAGAGCUGGUCUUUUAGAACGACUUCAAGGAUUUCGACUUCAGUCAUUUGAUGCCAACAGCAUUGUUGUUGACAACCAUAAGGACAUCUUAACACUAUCACAGAGUGUAUACGUCGUUAUUGGAAAUGCAUCUGUUCCGAUCUCAUCUCUUUCAGUGAAUGAAACUUCAAAAAUAUAUCCAGCACCGAAUCCAUAUGUGACUUUAAUGGAAAUAGAAGCCUAUGGUGGUAGGGUGUAG